Paramecium pentaurelia is the source of this 2035-nucleotide messenger RNA. The record is from the annotation of a GenBank genome assembly. NCBI's taxonomy places the organism in Eukaryota, Ciliophora, Oligohymenophorea, Peniculida, Parameciidae.
AUGCAAGAAGCUUAUGUCUUACAUGAUCAAUAUAGGAAUCAAUCCAUGUACAACUACAUUAGUGGGAGUACUCGUCCUCUAUAUUUCAAAAGACCUUUGGUCCCAACGAUGACUGAUACUCCUAUAAAAUUGAGUCAACCCCCUGUAUAAUAAGUGAAAGAAUAACCUCCUCCAGCAAAGGUGACUAUAGAGAGAGUAAUACUACUUUUUAUUUUGAUAGGUUAAAGAUGUUGAAAUUUAAACUGAUUAUAGAGAAGCUGAAGCCUAAACUGACCCAUAUACACCAGCACAUGAUUAGAAUGAAGAUUAAAAUAUAGAAAUUUUAGCAUUACAGCAUCUGAAAUGGGAUAAGGGGUUGCCUGCUUCUAUUGAAGAAUUGGAGUCUAUAGAAUGGAAUAGAGAAAAAGUGUGGUUUGAGAAUGCAUUGCCUCCUAUUUCAGAUGAAGCUUCAUUUAAAUUGAGAAGAGUAUUAAUGAAGUCAUAAGAAGAAAGAGAGUGGAAGAAAAAGGAAACAGAUAUCAAGAUGUAAUUCCAAUUAUAAUUUGAGUUAGAAAUUAGAAUGAGAGAUUAUAUUUAUUAUAAGAGGCUUUAAAAGAAAGAGAAAAGGAUGUAGAAGAAAAGAAUGCUUAAAGAAUAGAAAGCAUUAAAAUUAAGAAAACAGAGUUAAAGAAUAGAAUGGUGGCUAAAAUUUAAAAGAGAAAGAUAAAAAUACUUAGAAAAAUGUAGAAAAGCAGAAAAGAAAUAGAUAAUGAAGAUAAAGGUAGAGAAAUUAUAGAAGAUUAUGCUAAUUUUGCAUCUAAAGUUUAUGCUGGUAUUACAAGAGAAGGAUUAAGUUUGGAUAAAAUAGCUAGCAAAUAUGAAGUAUAACCAGUUGCAUUAAAUACUUAUAAAGGAUUGACUGAAUUAUCAACUACAAUAAAACCAUCUAUUUUAGAAACUACAGUAAAUGUAGCUCAAUUUAUUAAAAUUAUUGAGAAGGAUUACACAAGAUUAGAAAUUCAACAUAAGAUAGAAGUCAAUAAAGCAAGAAAUUAAAUAUUUGGAUUAAAUAAAUAAGAUUAAUCAAAUGAUACUUAAGCAGAUCAUAUUGGAAAUAAAAAUAUCAUUAUUAGACCUGCUACUCCAACAUAUAAUUAAGAAUUUGAAAAUGGUGAUGUUAAGAGACAAUAAAUGAAAUUUGAAAAUUAUGAAUAAUUCAAAGAAGAAGCAGUUAAAAGAUAAUCAGAAGAUAAAAAGAAUUCAGCUGUUAUCUUACUAUAAAGAUUAUUUAGAGGUAGAGCUAUGUAGAAUAUAAUGUAUGAAGGAAAAGAGAAGGUAAUUAUUAAAUUUGAUAUCCAUAUAGCGAACUGCCUUAAUUGAGGAAUUAUUAACUGUUGCUAAAAUACCAGAUCUACCAGAAGCUGAAUAAGAAGAAAUAUUAAUGUAACAACAUGAAGAAAAAGUUAAGAAUGCUGCUUUGGAAGCUAUUUAAGGAGAAGUGAUUGCAGAGACAUUAGAUAUGUUAAGCAAAGAGUUACUCAGAAUUAAAUAAGAGAAAAGAAUUGCUUAAAUGGUUAAAUCAGCUGAAGAAGAUAGAAGAUUAAGAGAAAUUCAAGAGGCUGGUACUAGAUAGGCAGAAUAAAUAUUAAGAGAUAGAGAAGAUGUUUAAUAUAAUUAAAUUAUGAGAGUACAUUAAGGAACUGUUGAUACAUAUUUACAUUGGAUAUUUAAGAAUACUAUUGAAUAAGGUAGAUAUAUUUAAAUAAAUCUAUAGCUGCCACAAGAUAAGCAACCAUUAUGACAAAUCUAAGAAAACAAAAAAUGAAUACUCCUGUUGAAUAUUUUGAAAGAAAAUACAAUAGUGAUGAAACUAUUAUCAAAGAUUUAGUUUAGUAAUUUUUAAUACCUAAUGUUCAAAGAUCAAAGUUAUAAAAAUAAAGUAAUUAUGAUAACUAAAAUAUUAGUUUAAAUUGAAGAAAGAAGAUUUAAUGAAGCAGCUAAAAAAUCAAUUCAGGCAACUUUAUCAUAGGCAGCCUAAUAGAUUAAUCAAAAAUGA